GCGAGACUCAGUGGCCUCAUGGAUUCCCCACUGGCAGUCUCGCAGAUCUCGCUGUCGCAGUCCAACAUCUCCAGCUACAGUCAGGGCAGUCGCAGCAAUGGCAGCAGGAUGUUCGACGUGGAAUCUUCCUCCUCGACAUCGGCGUCCAAGGACUUUUUGUAUCAGCGACAACUAACACCCAACGCAGUUCCACUGCUAGUACGAUUACAACGCCAUCGGAUACUAUGGACAACACUACUAGGCGUCGCGGUGAUCGUGGUGAUAAUGUAUUUCCUUCAGGAAGGGAUCGUACUCAAGUCAAUCCCAGUGUCGAGCAGCGGGACGGAGGAUAUUGACGCGUAUAAUUUCUACGUUGGCUUAAUCACGUCGCUGGUGGUUAAACCUUUAAUGGGAUUAGUCUCUGCAAUAGUACCGGCAGUUUUACUGUGCUUCUUGACGCAAGUGGCGAUGCAGGAGACGAGCUCACGAUGGUCUCGAUUGGGUCUGGCCUUACUGGGAAAUGUGGUGCUUUACUGCUUACUUAACGGGUUUAUGGCGGUCUACGUGAGUGAGAAAACUGUACGAAUGGAUGCAGUUAUCGGAGAUAGCGACUUGGCGGAAUACGAGAGCACACCGAUCGUUAUGUCGGACAGAGCAUCUAGCGCUGAUACAAUUAUUCGCAGUGCCAUGCUAAUGGCCGAUGCAACAGCGGAAAAUGCAGCAGGGCAGUGCAGUCGACCGUCGCCAAGAAGACUUCCAGCUCAGCUGAACUACGGCUACCCAUCUCGUCAAUGGCUAAGCGAAAUGCUCCCGUAUGCUCCAGAAACGACAGAUGCCAACACGUUAAUUGUGUCACUGAAUGAUGACGUCAAAUCGACUGAUAUAGUGACAAUGCCGAUGGAACCGACGGCUGCCCGGAACCUCGUCGGCUAUGCUCUGCGCGCUACGGACGAUUUUUAUCGUGAGCAAGACGUACAAGCGAACGCUAGUGCGUUUGAGCUGUUAGAUUUACCUGAGAAUUUCGACUCGGCGUCAUCUGAAGACGCAAGAAUGACGCACGCCCUCGUGAAAGCUACAAACGCCACUUUGAAUCGUGCAGUGAAAACACGUUCUCAUUUGAGAAACUUCAGUAUUGCUGAGAGCAGCUUGGAAUUCGUGAAGUUCCCAUGGACAACAGACAGCGGAGAGCUGGUAUUCGAGGGAGUAACGUUUGAGAUUCCUAUGGACAAAGGAUAUUUGCGUCGAGAAGUGAAGCUUCUUAACGACACGACUCAGUCUGUCGUGUAUGGCUCUCAGGCACUUGAUGGGUCAUUUGAAAUCAACGCAAAGGAGGAGUGUGGACGGUAUGGAUGUGUUGUUAGCCCCGUCGGAGCAGCGUUGACCACCGCCCCAGCUGACGAAGGCAGCCAAGUCCGUGCUUUACCUCUGUGUCUUGAUGCUGAUGGGAACGAAGACUUUAAAAGUACGAUGAACGUUGAUGGAAGCGACUGUGGACGCCGGUCUACCAAUUCUAUGCUGGUUUUGAGCUUUGCGAAGCGAAUCGUCGGCCAAGCUAUUAGCUCUUCGUUUGUGAAUGACACAAACAGCGAUGCGCUAGUUGUGAUGCUCACGAACGCGAGAAAAAUUUACCAAGUUACAGCCGGUCGACUGUCGUGGGAAACUGCAGACCUGGCUUCCAAGUAUGGUGCGUCGUGUGAGGCAAGUGACUGCAGCGGCGUCGCCUUCCCUCUCUCCGACGAGUCAAGAGGAGUCAUCGUUGGAAGUGAUUAUGUGCCUGUCAGCAACUUGACAGCGUACACCCCCUCAUUACUAUUAUGGACACCUCUCGUGACUUCAAAUGUGCAGGAGGUGGACAUGAGCGACAUCCUCAAGAGCGAUUUUGUAUUCCCUAAAAAUUUUGUUGACACUACCGGCUGGACCCCAGUCGAUGGCUCUCGAUGUGAACGCGAACGUGGAGUAUUCAUGGAUCGUGUACAGAGCUCGCACUUGUAUUCCGAGCGAUCUCUACAGCCAGCCUACCAGUCUGCUCUGUUUUGGUUAUUCCAGCAUGGUGUGGUGAAGCACAAACUUAGCAAGACGGCGCUAGCGUUUGACAGUAGUGUAAACUAUGUGGAUAUUACGCUGUCAGUGCCUCAACUCUCGGCCAUGCUCACGCUAGUGGGGUGUGCGUCGCUAGUCAUCAUGGCGGUGUUGAUUUUCUUUGGAGGCAAAAGCCGUGAAGCUGACAUCGAGAGGAACUUCAAACCACACCACUUGGCUCGAAUACUGCUGGACGAUGACGCAUUUUCACACAGACUGCUCAAGUGUGAUCUACUCAACGUCGGCAACAAGUAUUUGAACAGCUCCGAGCUGCUGGAUCAGUUCGAGAUCAGCGGACUGGCGUUGCGGCAUCGCAAACGUCCGUCUGAUGUGCUAAUUGUGCCUAACGGCCACCAAUCAAGCACACAAUCGGCAGCAUCAAGCCAGGCAGCCAAUAUCGUGUAA
Messenger RNA from Phytophthora infestans T30-4, 2463 nucleotides. RefSeq lists its product as uncharacterized. The coding region runs from base 19 to 2463 and encodes 814 amino acids. The record is from RefSeq and is a predicted model, not a curated record. NCBI's taxonomy places the organism in Eukaryota, Oomycota, Peronosporomycetes, Peronosporales, Peronosporaceae. The transcript has a single exon.